AUACUACAUUGUAGUCUAUAAUAUUAAUAGAGUAUAGUUCAUAACGCGAACAGACUGUCAGUGUGUUGAGUGUCACUGCACUUCACUGACUCUGUCUUCAGCCUUUCAGUUCAGCCUACUGUACCAUCGAAAAUACUACUGGUACUUCUGGUGUGAAAACGUAACUAUUUUGUCAGCCCUAUCCCGUUGCCUGUUCCUGUCAAAACAAUACUAAAUACUGCUGUCGCUCUUCACGACUUUAGUCAGUUCAGACAAGAAAGCCAGUGGAGCCCUCAAGGCCGAGUCGUCUCUGGAUUUUGUGGUGCCUGCAUGUCCUUUCUAUUUAGUCGUCAUUCUGGUAAUCGCGUGGCGGAGUGAGUAUUAUUGCUCACAGACACAAGAAUGGCAAGUUUGAAAUCGUACAGAAAGAGAGAGGAUUCUCCUGAGGAUGCAGGGGACGAAGGAGAUUCGGAGAUGCACGUGGCCGAUGGUGCAGGAGAACUGUCAUCUGACAAUGAUUUUAUUGAUGAUGAUGAGGAUGAUUUAAUGGCUCGUAGUAGUGGUAGAGUAGCCUUUCAUGGCAAACGAAGUGGUGCUAUAUCAUUCAGACGCAAGAUAUGUAUCCUGGUGAUAGUGGUUAUACUCGUGGUGGCUGUCAUUGUAGUGGCAGUGGUUGUUGGCAAGAAGAAGGAGAACUGCCACCCUUAUGGCAAUGAUAGCAUUACGGUGCCCAUGUGGGAACGUGUGCGUUUGCCAGAAAACAUUGUUCCCAAAUCCUACAAGAUAGCUUUGAAACCAGACUUGGUGACGUCUCAUGUAGAUGGCAACACAACCAUAGAAAUUCAAGUGACAAGCGGGAUAGCGGAUGCCAUACUUGUGCACGCCAAGAACAUGAGUAUCACGUCCAGUUCCGUGUCUGUCUUGUCCAGCACUGGCAGCAUGCAACAAGUAACUGUAAAGGAACCAUUCUUCUCCAAAGAGCAUGAUUUCUAUGUCCUGCCGCUGGCGGAGUCAGCAAAAGUAGGUACGUACUACGUGCAGUUCACCUUCAACUAUUCCUUGAGCAGCGGCCUGGUCGGGUUCUAUGGCAGCCAGUACAAAGACAGUGCAACUGGAGAAAUUCGGAAGCUGGCCACUACACAGUUUGAACCUACGGAUGCACGCCGUGCGUUUCCAUGCUUCGACGAGCCGGCAAUGAAAGCAGUGUUCAACAUUUCCAUCGUGAGAGAUGCAGCGCACACCGCUUUGUCUAACAUGGAUAUUGAGCACAACGAGACUCUCUCCGAUGGGUUGGUGCGCGUGCACUUCAGGCCAACAGUCAAAAUGAGCACCUACCUCGUGGCGUUCAUCGUGUCAGAUUUCCACUUUGUCCAAAGUCAUACCAACAAUCCAAGCUGUCCUUCGAUCAAGGUGCGCGUCUGGUGUCGCCAGCAAUCUAUCGACCAGACAACUUUGGCUCUGAACGUUGCUGUGGACGUGCUUGGCUACUAUGAGAGGUUCUACAAUAUUUGUUAUCCGCUGGACAAGCAAGAUCUGGUUGCCAUACCUGACUUUGCUGCUGGUGCUAUGGAGAACUGGGGACUGAUUACAUAUAGAGAGACAGCACUGCUCUACAACAAUAUGUCAUCAUCAACGUCAGACGAACAGUGGGUUGCCGUUGUCGUAGCUCAUGAGCUUGCUCAUCAGUGGUUUGGUGACUUGGUGACGAUGGAAUGGUGGAGUGACUUGUGGCUGAAUGAAGGCUUUGCUACGUUCAUGGAGUACAUUGGUGCUGGUCACUAUGCCAAAGGCCAAUGGGAUAUGCAACUUCAGUUCAUGGUGGAUGACUUUGAAAGAGCACUCGCAUCUGAUUCAUUGCCGUCGUCACAUCCUAUUUUAGCCACAGUCCAUAGCCCGAGUCAAAUCAAUGAAAUCUUCGACAGCAUCUCCUAUUCCAAGGGUGGAUCUGUGCUGAGGAUGCUGCGAGGUGUGAUCGGGGAGACUGCGUUUAUCGAUGGCAUCCGGCGAUACCUACAAAAGCACACCUUUGCCAGCGCUCGCACAGCGGAUUUGUGGGCAGCCAUGGAUGAGGUGUACCAGCUGAUGCCGAGCAUUUCAGAUUUCAUGGACACGUGGACUCUUCAGAUGGGAUAUCCGCUAGUUACCGUCUUGCCUACAAGCAAUGGGCUUAUGGUGGACCAGCAGAGAUUCCUCAUCGGUAGCAACGGCACUGUUCCCGAGUCUAAGUUCCAUUCAGAGUUUGGAUAUGUGUGGUAUGUCCCGAUCAAUUAUCAGACAGAUGUUCAGCUACCUGGCAAAGUGACAUUCCUUCACCAGACUGCAGUUACAAUUCAGCCAACACGACCAUACCAGUGGUACAAGUUGAACGCCGGCAAUAACUUCUACUAUCGUGUCAACUACCCUGCCAGCAAUUGGGAGAAAUUGACGCAGCAACUCUCCCGCAAUCACUCGGUCUUCUCUGUUGCUGAUCGUGCUGGACUGAUUGAUGACGCCUUUGCUCUGGCCAACGAUGGCCGAGUACCCAUCACAACAGCCAUGGCAACGACUGACUACCUCGAGCAGGAGGACAACUAUGUACCAUGGCUGACGGGAAUUGAUGCGCUGUCUCAUGUCGACUUCUUGCUGUCUUCAAGACUUGGAUCUGGACAGUUCAGGGCGUACUUCUUGAAGAAAGUGCAAAGAGCUCUCAGCACGGUUGGUUACAAUGACAAUGGCACUCACGCACAUAGGCUAUUCCGUACAGCUCUAUUGCAUCGGUCAUGUGACCUUGGUGAUCAGACUUGCAUUACUGCAGCGGUUGCAGCAGUCAACCAGUGGAUGGCAACUGGUGGGCCAAAUCCCAUCCCAGCUAACUUCCGCACCACGUACUACGCAACAGCUAUUGCUCAUGGAGACGAGAAGGUCUGGAACUUCUUCUGGGGUGUGUAUCAGAAUGCUACAGUGGCAGUUGAGAAGCGCAAAUGUCUGUAUGCCCUCUCACAGACCAAGGUCAACUGGCUCCUUCAUCGGUACCUUGUGUGGGCACUGGAUGAGAACAAGAUCCGAUCACAAGAUUCGACUUCAGUCAUUCGCUACGUUGCCAGUAACUCUGCUGGCCAGCUGAUGGCUUGGGAUUUUGUACGCGCUAACUGGAACGACCUGCUGGAACGUUAUGGAGAAGGUUCAUUUUCCUUCAGUCGCCUCAUUCUGAGCACCACCGCAUUUAGCACCCCGUUCUAUUUGCAGGAGGUGAAGAAAUUCUUUGCUGAGAACCCAAAUGCUGAGUCUGGACAGCGCGCUACACAGCAGACUCUUGAGAAGAUCCAGGCCAACAUCAACUGGCUGGCUAGGAACGAGGACCAACUCAGCUCAUGGCUGACAGCUAAGGGCUUUCAGUACGAGUGAAAGGCGUGAGCCCAACUCGGCAACCGCAACUCCGACAGUACCUUGUUGAGUUAGUGUUUUCAAAUUUACCCAAUUUACCCUGCAGUGCUCAUGUUGCAAGACGACAGCAGUCCCUAAUCAAUGCAUUCCCAUACCAGAAGCAGCAACAAUACGAGCAUCAGCAACAGCAGCAGGAACUGCCUGCUCGGUUAGAUGGCCAGCAAGGACUGAACACAGAGAAAGAAGUACAGUAUAUUAUUACCUUCUGCCACAGCCAUUCACAGCUUCUUCCAGACUUGCAAGAACGUAUUCAUUUCUACCUAUGAAAUACAUUUUAUCAUACUACGGGACACUCCCAAACAUAAAACAUACCAGUAGCUUGGAAGCAUUCUAUAGUUCCGAUCAAAGCUUGCACACAUUCCUUGCAUGGAGUUACAAUUUCGAUGACUUUUACCCCGAUUUUUCACAUAUUUCUCAUUGGUAUUGAACGGGAUAGGUAGAAAUUUACAGUACACUACUAUGUCCCUGUCAUUAUCAUUUAAAAUGUAAUCGAGACCAGUGGCGGCAUCACUGCACCCACAACACAUGUCACUAUAACAGCUUGUGUUUUUAUGAUAAUAUUUUUUUUAAAGGA
Molecule: messenger RNA, 3976 nt
Organism: Sycon ciliatum
Lineage: Eukaryota; Metazoa; Porifera; Calcarea; Leucosolenida; Sycettidae
Product: glutamyl aminopeptidase-like
Exons: 19
Coding region: 382-3363 (993 amino acids)
Biological process (GO): peptide catabolic process; proteolysis
Cellular component (GO): cytoplasm
Molecular function (GO): peptide binding; zinc ion binding; metalloaminopeptidase activity
Source: RefSeq, a predicted model, not a curated record